CUGUCUCGGCCGGCGCCGCCACCUUUACCGGCAAAGGAACAACGAGAGUUCGAGAAGCUCGUACGCGAGAAGCAGAAUCUCAGCCCAUUCUCAAAGAACAAGUCUAUGGAUGCCGAGGAACUGCAUCCGCACGCUCGGAGAAAUCCGGAUCCAGACUUUGAAGGCGAUACCAAUCCCCUGACGGGCGAGGUGGGUGGGCCAAAGAAAGACCCGCUCUCCUGGCAGCGAGAGUGGACCUAUGGCGGACGCGCCACAGACUUCUGA
This is a messenger RNA of Tilletiaria anomala UBC 951, 264 nucleotides long. RefSeq lists its product as uncharacterized. Gene Ontology annotation, cellular component: mitochondrion. The annotation marks the transcript as partial. NCBI's taxonomy places the organism in Eukaryota, Fungi, Basidiomycota, Exobasidiomycetes, Georgefischeriales, Tilletiariaceae. Gene Ontology annotation, biological process: mitochondrial respiratory chain complex II assembly. The transcript has 2 exons. The record is from RefSeq and is a predicted model, not a curated record.